UUCCAAAACAUAGUUAUGACUGACAUUUUUUCAGUUUAAAUUUAUCAUCGGCAAAGACUCACACUGUUCUGUUAUGUUGCUCUAAAUGUCAAUAUAUUAAACCUUUAAAUUGAGUCUGUUUUCAGCAAAGAUCAUCAAGAGGUCCACACAUUGUCCUGGUUGGUCUGAGUACAAUGGACGCUGUUUCAUCUUCAUUCCUACCCACAUGACUCGGGGUACAGCUGAGAGAAACUGUCAGUCCCUGGGUGGAAACCUUGCAUCGGUCCGUGAUUUCUUUGAGUACCAUGCGAUCCAGAAGGUGAUAUGGAGUAGCACUCAUGCGUAUCCACGCACAUGAAUUUGAGGCAGUGAUGCCCAAGAGCAUGGAGCUGCAUGAUCAAGACGUACAGAUAUUGUCCUGGUUGGUCUAAGUACAAAGGACGCUAUUUCAUGUACAUUCCCACACCCAUGACUUGGGCUAGUGCUGAGAAAAACUGUCAGUCCCUGGGUGGAAACCUUGCAUCGGUCCGUAAUACCUUAGAAUACUGUAUGAUCCAGAAGCUGAUAUUGAGACGCACUCGUGUGUAUCGAGAAACAUGGAUUGGAGGCAGUGAUUGUCAACAGGGUUUAUGGCUGUGGAAUGAUGGGACGUGUUUCCACUAUUCAAACUGGUGUCGUGGAGAGCCCAGUAACGGACUCCAUGCCCAGCACUGCCUGCAAAUAAAUUCUGGACGUAAAUAAAAAGUGCUGAAUGUGUGACUGGUUCAACUGAUGUAUGGUAAAAGACAAAAGCCGAAUGACUGAGAACAAUGUUGUUAUUGCAAAUAUCUGAUCAAAUUUAGAACUAAUAUAAAAAGUUAAAUUAGAAAUAACAAAAUAUUGUCUAUGUUGAUGAAGUCAGUGCCAAGUUUGAGUUACUAUGGAACUGGACUGAUUU
Molecule: messenger RNA, 916 nt
Organism: Mugil cephalus (flathead mullet)
Lineage: Eukaryota; Metazoa; Chordata; Actinopteri; Mugiliformes; Mugilidae
Product: ladderlectin-like
Exons: 5
Coding region: 373-720 (115 amino acids)
Source: RefSeq, a predicted model, not a curated record